AGGGGAGUUCCCAUCCGAAGCCGUUCCCCGGAGACAUCCUGGAGUUUCCUCUGAAUAAAUACUUCUCCCAUUUUGGAAUUCAUUACGGCGAGAGAGAUGGGAGUGCCCUAUGUAGCACAUCUUACCUGCAGAGGUCUGUGUCCACACAGGACCGUCACCAGGGUUUGGGUUUUAUUGAGCCCCCCUCCCAGCCAUUAUCACAUUGGUUGCUGUAGCUUCAUUCACCGAUCUACAAACACAGCCUAUUAGCUAUACGAUUAGCCGCUACACAUUAACUCAGCACCGGGAUUAAAAACUAUAAAAUAUGUACAGAGGGAUCUGUUAGCAGACAAAUUAUUUAGUAAACAAAAAAAAGUCUGCUUUACAUAAAAAAAAUUGUGGUUGCAGUUUUACAGCUAAUUUCCUGCAAUUCUACACAUUUUGACAUAGUUUGGGGAAAAAGUUGUGCAGUUUUAUAGCUAUUUUCCAGCAAUUCUACACAUUUUGCCAUGACUCAUGCCAUGUUAAUAUGAUAUCUGAGUGACUAACAAAAUCAUUGGGGGGCCCCCUGAAGAUCCGGGGCCUCAUUUAUAACCGUUGCGUACAUUUGACACUAAAUAUCUGCGUGCGCCAUUUCUGAAAACACCAUGUACAAAAUAAUUAUAAACUUGGCGCACGCCAUACAUGUGCAUUUUCCCCCCAAUAUAAAUCUGACCCAUCCUGAAACUGCACGCGUGAAAACGAGUAUUAAAAACUCAGCCUGAAAAAACGCCCAACAUUUGUGGUGACAAUAUUACGCCCUUAUUUGCUGUGAAAGUAUUGGAAUUAGCCCAGGGAAGUUACUAAAAUAAUUAGCAAUGGCAAACUUGAUUAAAUGUCUGUUGGCAGAACGUUUAAAACUUUUACAAUGACAUUUGCUUUAUCGGCAGUUAAAAAAAAACCUGUAAACAGAUCGUUUGAUUUCAAUCACAUUUUUGCGUUUACUUUUUCCCGAACCUAAAUAUGCUGCACUGCCCGCUAAUUCUGAAACAUUGUCUAGAAGCCUACUGUAUGUCUACUCAGAUUGUUAUCAACUGUCUGUUCAUGUUUGAAAUUCGACUGAAUAUUACCAUAUAAAAACUGCGCUCCCUUUCAGAUGUAUAGAGAAAAAUACUUAUAGGCACAAUUGAGAGAUGUGUAUGGUAAUGUGUUGUACAAGCAGUCAGAAUUAGACGUUCGUUCAUGUUUCGCAAAACGUCAAAUUUAGAAGUUGUUCCAAAUGUCACAUUUGGAAGUGUUUAAGGUUAGGUUAGGUUGGGGGGGGGGGGGGGGGGGGGGGGGGGGGGGGGGUGGUUUGUGGGGUGGCAAGCAUAUUCUCAUGUCAAGCAAAUUUGUUAUAAAUGCCAACUACAUUUUGGGGUAAAUGUUUUAUGUAUGCACAGAUUAUAAAGGAGGCCCCUAAAAAGGCUGCACUGCCCUCGAAUUCAGAAACAUUGUCUACUCUGGAAGAAAAUACAACUACAAUAGGCCCACUUACAGUGGUAACCUACACACCUGUUUCACAAUUUGCGGGCAGUGUAGCAUAAUUAGGUUUGGGGGAAAGUAAAUGCAAAACAUUAUUGAAUUCAAACGAUCUGGCUACAGGUCCACAACAAUAUGCAAUUGUUUUUGUGUUACUAUACUUGAGGACUUUUUGGGGACCAACAAUUGAUUCCCAUUCAAAAACCUAUUUUCCCUAAUCCCUAAUUCUAACCCUGACCCUAAACCUAACCCCGAAGCCUAAAUUAGCCUUUUUACAAGUGAGGACUGGCAAAAUGUCAUCACUUCUCUGAAUUUUUGUUGAUUUACUAUUCUCGUGAGGAAUACUGGUACUCACAAGUAUAGUAAAAUGUGUACACACAUACACUUGCUAUGCUGUAUUGACUGACUGUGUGUGUGUGUAGACUCGGAGACGAAUGCUAUUUGGUCGAGCCCUGAAGUCAGAGGUCAAAUUGGACCCAGUGGAGUUUGUGGCACGGAGAUAUAAGGUAGCACACACUCACUCAGAUUCAGUAAAUGUAUUUUUUUUGUGUGUGUGUGUGAGGUCAUAGUUCCUCUAACUGUGUGUGUGUGUGUGUGAGUGUGUGUGUAGGUGAGGAACAUGCUGGAUGAGGUCCAUCCUCCCAGGGACUUCUUCGCUCUGGUGAAGCCUGCUAUAGACGACCAUGAUAGGUAGAGAUGUCACCUUCGACAUCCUGUUUCAUAACUCUGAACACCAGGCCAUGCUCUUCAGAUACGGACUCAAGAAGUCCACACAGGUAUGGGUAGGGAUGGUGAGUGAGUGCGUGUGUCUUUGAUGCGGGGGGGGGUAAGCUGUGCAACAAUGUCUGAUGUGAUUGGUUGUAGAUUGAGAAGCUUGGUUGUGAUUGGUUACAUAUUGAGAAGGUCUGUUGUGAUUGGUUACAGAUUGAAAAGGUCUACGCCCAGAUCCUGCCCACCUGGAAGAAGCUGUUUGAAAAGAAGCUGUAACCAUGACGACAACAGUGGCCGUGUUAUAGAUUGGAACUCUGUCUACAGUUGAAUUCCCUCCAGUUUGUUGUGGAUCAUGAGGUACAACAAGGAGAAUCAUAACAGAUGACAAUUUAACAGUACAUAUUUUUUUUUAAAUGAAACUC
Molecule: messenger RNA, 2612 nt
Organism: Coregonus sp. 'balchen'
Lineage: Eukaryota; Metazoa; Chordata; Actinopteri; Salmoniformes; Salmonidae
Source: the annotation of a GenBank genome assembly